Penicillium olsonii is the source of this 762-nucleotide messenger RNA. The record is from the annotation of a GenBank genome assembly. NCBI's taxonomy places the organism in Eukaryota, Fungi, Ascomycota, Eurotiomycetes, Eurotiales, Aspergillaceae.
AUGCCCGAAAGAAAGAACAAUGCCAACAUUGGCUUGCAGGUUGAACUGAUUGAUGAAGCCCACGAUAUCACAGAGGCAUUUCACUGCGUGUGUGAGGCAUUUGGUCGCCAGGCAGAGGAUGGGGUCUGGAUUGCCAUGAACCCAGGCUGGGAUACCCCCGAAGGGAAAAGCCGCGGAGCUUCUCGCAUAGUUGAACGCUGGUCCCGCACAAGCAAAGAUAUCGCGGGUAACCCCAACACGAUGUUUUUAAAAGCCACCCUACCGAGCUCAGAAGACCCAGAAAAGCGAAUCACUGCUGGGUUUGCGAUUUGGGUCCAAGCUUCAAAUGUUGAAGGCCAUGGCGAUCCCCAAAUAAAGGAAUCCGAAGCCUCGGCAGAUCUUACAGACGUCUAUCCAGAAGAUCAGUCAGAACGCCGCUAUCUUGCUCAGGUCAUGGCAUCAUUGCAUGGUCGCCGCAGGGAACUCGUGGAGCAAGCGAGAACUGCGGAGCCCCCGGCGCUAUUUGUUUUGGACUUGUGCGCCGUGGAUCCUGCGCACCAGCGGAAGGGAAUCGCCAAACAGCUGGUGCAGUGGGGUCUUGAUGAAGCUUUGCGACGCGGAAUUCCUGAGGCUAUCACGGAGGCAUCCAGCAUGGGACGUCAUGUCUACGAAAACAUGGGGUUCAAGCCCGAAGGUGUGGACAUUGAGUAUUCUGUAGACAAGGAGUUCGCUUCGCGGAAGAGACCAGCCAACAUCUUCAUGCGGACCGGCGGAAAUGCUUAG